Molecule: messenger RNA, 612 nt
Organism: Penicillium psychrosexuale
Lineage: Eukaryota; Fungi; Ascomycota; Eurotiomycetes; Eurotiales; Aspergillaceae
Exons: 2
Coding region: 1-612 (203 amino acids)
Source: RefSeq, a predicted model, not a curated record
AUGAAAACCUUCGCUCUUUCUUUCCUCCUAGGCCUCGCCAGCCUCGCCACGGCUCGCACUGACCUGCAAGGCUGCGUCUCGUCGGAAGUCAUAGUCGAGCAAUACUACGCCAGUUACAUCUGGUACGUCCCUGGCACCGGCGAGAUCUGCUCGUUCCUCGACUGCGGCGGUGGUCGUGCGCCGCCAAAGACCAACCAACCGGGAUGUCCACUAUACAGCGGAACCGCAACGCUUACUCCCGACUACCUGGCGGGCUGGGGACCCAAUGGCAAACAGGCUGCCUCUACAAGCACCGUGGCGUCGACUUCUUCGGCGACUGCCGCGUCGACUACUGAUGUUGUGCUCGCUUCUGCCACGCAGACUUCUGAGGCGUCGGUGUCGGACUCCACUCAAGCUGCCGAUAGCAUGAUCACGGCUGCUCCUUCUUCUCUCACCGCGGUCGCUUCUUCGUUGAAGAUUUCCACCUCGUCGGCCUUAUCCACUGGUAACGCUACCUCUUCUGCUGCUGCGGCGACCAGCUCACCCGCUUUCAAUGCUGCCACUAUCCCCGCCUCUAAUGUCGCCGGUAUCAUGGCCGUGCUUGCCGCUAUGGUCGGGGUUAUGGUGCUGUAA